Thecamonas trahens ATCC 50062 is the source of this 3146-nucleotide messenger RNA. Its product is annotated as Zfp294 protein. The coding region runs from base 462 to 2945 and encodes 827 amino acids. Gene Ontology annotation, cellular component: RQC complex; cytosol. Lineage: Eukaryota; Apusomonadida; Apusomonadidae. The transcript has a single exon. Gene Ontology annotation, biological process: rescue of stalled cytosolic ribosome; ribosome-associated ubiquitin-dependent protein catabolic process. The record is from RefSeq and is a predicted model, not a curated record. Gene Ontology annotation, molecular function: ubiquitin protein ligase activity; ribosomal large subunit binding; zinc ion binding.
GUGACAGUGGCGCGUGCAGCCGAGGCGGCGCUCCUCAGCUCGGCGCCGGCGGGCGAAGCGUGCUCAAUGCUCGAGGCGAGCCUGUCGGUGUUUGCCAGCGUGCCUGCAGCCGAGGUUGCUGCCGAGCUCGACGCGGACGGGCGCCAGGCGCUCGGCUCGUCGCUGUUCUGGUUCCGGGCAGUUCACGACCAUCCCGUGGCUAACGCGGUGGCGCAGGCGUGGGAGGUGCUGUUUGGCGGCGCCGGGCUCUGUGACGAGUUUAUGGCGAGCCUGGUGCUGGCUGUGUGGGAGGCGUACUCGGCGCGGGCGGCGAGCGCGGUGGCAGCGCGGAUGCUGCCGCACGAUGUGGCUGCGAGCGAGUGGCUGACGCCGUUCCGGGCAGCGGAUCUGGUGUUCCAGCUGGUGGCGCUGCUGCGGUGCAAGGCGACGCUCGACGUGCUCACGCAGACUGGCCGGCAGAGAUGGGCCUCGAGGCGCUGGUGGCGUAUUCGGCCGUCGGGGCGUCGGGCGCGCUGUGGGCACCCGACGCGGUGCCUGGCUUGGGCAAACCCGGGAGCGUGGCGUACGAAGAGGCCGCCGCAGCGUAUGUGGCGCUCUCGUGGCGGCUGGUCCUGGUCUCGGAGCUCACGCGGAUGCUCUCGUUUGAGAUGGUGUUCUCCGAAGCGACCGACAAGAUCGAGCUUGGCGGGCGGUAUGUGACGUUCCUCACGCUCUCGCGGCUACACACGGCGGCAGCGGCCUGGUUUGAGGAGCGAGGCGAGGCGGUGAUCGAGUACACGCCGGCGCCGACCGAGGCAAUGGCGCUGACCGGACCGGGAUCCAAGGGCCGGCGACCGGACCUUGUGCUCGAGUCGUGCUCGGAGACGGCGUCUGCGGCCGGCGAGUCCGAGGCGGUGACCGAGGCCGCAGCAGUGGCAGUGGCGCGGCUGGUGGGCGAGCGGGGGCUGGGCGCUCUGGCGGCGGACGACGCGGCAGGCGUGGUGGCGGCUCUGCUAGAGGCGGCGCGGAGCGACGCGGUGCCACUGCGCGCAGCGCUGGCGGCGGUGCUCGUGCAGGACCACCUCGGGCGGGCGCUGGCGUCAGGCGAGUCUGUGGCGGCAGCCAAGAAGAUGCUGACGACAUGCGGCGUGGCCUGGGUCGAGCUCAAGGGCUCAGUGGACGGCGCGCUGGCGAGUGCGGGCGCCACGCGGGUCCUUACUGCUGUCAUCGGCUUUGUGGCCGAGACGGUGGGCUCCACUCGUGAGGCCGAGGCGUUCCGGGCAGCGGUGGCGGAGCCGCUCUUUGCAGCGGUGGCUGGCGGAGGACAUUGCGCUGCGAGUCACGUCCUCGCGCACGGGCUCCUCACCGCGGACCUUCCGCCGGUGGUGGGCAGCGGACUGGCGGACCUCUGCCUCGCGCAUGUGGACAAUGUACAGGCACCGGCGCUGCUGGCGGGCCUCCUCGGGUGCCUCGGCGAGUUCAAGCUCCUCGGCAGCAGCCACGAGCGGAUCCAGAGCGUGCUGGCAAGCGCCGAGGUGGAGGCUUCGGCGACGUGGAAGGCGGUGGCGCGGUACACCUCGUAUGCGCGGCGCGUGGGCGAGACGGGCGAGGCCGGAUACCAGGCGUGGGCGCAGGGCAUGCUUGGCGCCGGGCUGCGACUGCUGCGCAAGGUGCGUAAGGUGGCGCUGGCCGACGACGCGCUGCAGUACGUCCCGCUGCUGCCCGCGGUCAAUGCUGGGCUUGCCGGCGUGCUCGGCGAGCGCGGGCCGGGCUCACUGGUGGCGGCGAUGGGUUGGGAGGCAGCGGCAGUGUUUGCGCGCAAGGCAGACGUUAUCUUUGGCCUCCGGCGCGGCGAGGACCGCGAAGGAACGAGCUUGGCGGCGUUUGAGGCGCUCAAGGCGGUAUACUCAGUGGCGUCGCGGCUGGUGGUGGACAUGACGGCGCUAGGCAAGGCGGCCGAGGCAGCGUGGGUCGACGCGCCGGACCACGAGGUCUCGUCAGCGCUGGCAUCGGGCAAGCUUGUGGUGGAGAUCGGGCGCGGCGUGAUGUCGCGGCUGGUGACGGCCCGCGAGGUUUGGGGCUCUGGCCAGCGGGCGGCGCUGCUCGGACAGCUGCUGGCGUGGCAGCUGGUGCUCGACCACGCCAAUGCGGCCGACUCGUCGGAGCGGCAGCGGCGGCACGUUACCGAUGUCCUCGGCGCGUUUUCGGGCUCUGUCCGGCUCUCGCUCUCCCUCGCAUUUGCGGCGCUGAGCACCUCGUCGGCGGCGCGGUCGUCGGAGGCUGUGGCGGCGGCCCGCGUGGUGAGCGCGGGCGAGGUGGCGUACACAUCAAGCGCGGUGCUCGAGUACGCGGCCGGGCGGUUUGUGGAGACGCUUGUCCUUGUGCCGCGGAUUGUGCGCGACUGGUGGACCGGGUGCUCGCGCGAGGAUCAGGGUGCGAUCCUCGCCUUUGUGGCGCGGCGCAUCUCGCCGGUCCUCAUCGGGGCAGCUAUGGACGAGGUGGUCGCCUCGCGCGAGGUGCAGGAGGCCGACGCGCUCAAGGUAACGGUGGCACGGAGCAAGGGCGUGGUCAACGCGCGGUAUGAAAUUGACGAGAUGGAAGUCGGGCUCACGCUCAGCCUGCCCGAGGCGUACCCGCUCCAGCCUGUGGUCAUCGAGGCCGCCGGAGCGCACAAGGGCAUUGCCAAGUCGCAGUGGCGGCGGUGGAUGCUCUCGCUCCGGGCCAUGCUCGACACCCAGCUGGCGUCGUUGACACAGGUUGUCCUCCACUGGAAGUCCUCGCUCGCGCGGCGGUUCGAGGGCGUCGACGAGUGCCCCAUCUGCUACUACGUCCUGCACUUUGGCAACCACUCGCUGCCCUCGAUGCCUUGCUCGGUGUGCAAGCAGAAGUUCCAUGCCGCCUGCCUCUACACCUGGUUUGCCGAGGGCGGCAACUCGUCUUGCCCUAUGUGUCGUUCGCCGUUUUGAGCAACGCAGCUACAGCCAGGCCAUCGCAUGGCCAGUGAUGGCUGGCCACCGAACGAGUGUGGACGUGAUCGUCAUGGCGACUGUCCAAGACGUAGCCAGGAUAGUCAUGAUCAUCAGGAUUGCCAGAGAGAGAGAGCGAGAGAGAGGCAUGAGUAUCACGACAUCUUCUGCAAAUAGCCAUAAUCACUGCCAUGACUACCA